GACUUCCUCUUUGAACAGUUGCCUUUCCUCUCACAAAACGGAGAUUUCAUUUUGUCUGAGGCUGGAUAGAAUUGAAAGCGACCCAAACACCAGAGCCACGGGCAUGAUGGCUAAGAAGCCCCCGAAACCAGCGCCCCGCAGGAUCUUCCAGGAGAGGUUAAAGAUCACCGCUCUGCCUCUGUACUUUGAAGGCUUUUUAUUAGUCAAACGGUCUGAUUACCAGGAGUACAAACACUACUGGACAGAGUUGAGAGGAACCACACUUUUCUUUUAUACCGACAGAAAAAGCACAAUAUAUGUUGGCAAGUUAGACAUAAUAGACCUUGUAUGCCUUACUGACCAAAAUUCAACUGAGAAGAGCUGUGCAAAAUUCACUCUUGUUCUGCCUAAAGAGGAAGUGCAACUGAAGACAGAAAACACAGAAAGUGGGGAAGAAUGGAGGGGCUUCAUUCUUACAGUAACAGAGCUGUCAGUUCCUCAACACGUGUCACUUCUGCCGGGGCAAGUGAUUAGACUACAUGAAGUCUUAGAGAGAGAAAAGAAAAGAAGGCUUGAGACAGAGCGGUUGCCAGUUAUGCCUGCGGUGAAAGAGAAGGAGCCAGAACAGGAUGAUGUGGAUGUACCAAACCCAAUGCCAGCAUGUUUCUAUGCAGUUUCCCGGAAAGAAGCAACUGAGAUGCUGGAGAAGAAUCCUUCCUUGGGAAAUAUGAUCCUGAGGCCUGGCAGUGACAGUAAAAACUACUCCAUCACUAUCCGACAGGAGAUAGAAAUGCCGAGAAUCAAACACUACAAAGUGAUGAGCGCUGGAAAGAACUACACCAUCGACCUGGAAAAACCCGUAACACUCCCAAACCUUUUCAGCGUCGUUGACUAUUUUGUGAAGGAGACUCGAGGGAAUCUGAGACCAUUCAUACAUUCAGCCGAUGACAACCUCGUGCUGGCUGGAGUAUCUGAAACCUCCUUCCCUUGCUCCCAGCUUUUGGGGUCAAGAGCCCAACACAGAAGAGAUAAGUGAGAAGCUGAAGAAAAAUCCACACAAGGCAUGAAAUAAUGUGAAAACUGCCUCCAUAGGUCUUGGUAUUUAUUGUUUUCAAAAGACUUUCACUUUUAAAGACAAUUAUCUCUGACCCUAAAUCACUUGUUUGGGAACAAGAAUAAAAUAAUGUAGCAUGUAAUUUCAUUGUUUUAUCAAUAGGAAAUCAAUUUACUGGUUACCAGCUGUCUGUAGAGUAACUGGACACAUGCAUUUCUCUGUAUUAAGUGGGGAAAAAUUACUUUCUAAAGCCAGGUUUUUGUUCCUUCUUGGCUUCAUUUAAAUACAUUUCACAUAUACAAUUUGCAUUGCAGAUUAUCUAGUUCCCCUAAAUCCUACAUUAUCUUCUAAACCCUAACUAGGUUUUUGGUAAAAUCUGAUUGGACAAAUGAAUCAAAUGUAAGUCAUUUAAAUUAUCUGGUUGGCAGCCACAGAUAUGAAAUGAACUAGGAAAAGUCCACCUGGUAGGAAUGCUAUAUGCCGCAUAUUAUGUUCAUGGAACUAAAUGCAAUUCAUUUUUAUGUUUUUCCUUGAAGCUAUCAGUCUACUAGUUCAAAACUAAGCCGUAUAUCAAUGAAGGAUGAUAAAAUAAACACCACUUUCAAAUUUAA
Myodes glareolus (Bank vole) is the source of this 1644-nucleotide messenger RNA. Lineage: Eukaryota; Metazoa; Chordata; Mammalia; Rodentia; Cricetidae. The record is from RefSeq and is a predicted model, not a curated record.